This is a messenger RNA of Platichthys flesus (European flounder), 3042 nucleotides long. It is a transcript of the gene ism2b, whose product is annotated as isthmin 2b. Bases 409 to 1830 code for a protein of 473 amino acids. The transcript has 6 exons. Lineage: Eukaryota; Metazoa; Chordata; Actinopteri; Pleuronectiformes; Pleuronectidae. The record is from RefSeq and is a predicted model, not a curated record.
CGGUGCGGACGGGCAGAUCGUGCGUGGGGUGAUCCGACUCGUUUGUGGUACUUAAAGCUCGGUGGUUUGUUUAUGGGGUAGAGAAGAAGAAGAAGAGGCAGCAGCAGCAGCAGCACCAGCGGGACUCGAGCCGACACACGGACUGACAUUUGCUGCAGGAGGCGCCGGUGCCAGAUAUGGACAGCGCGCGGGCCACCUCUCCACGCUGGUGCGCAUCUUCAUAAAGUCCCACACCUCCCGACGCCGGGUCUGUCCCGAGUCUGAGCUGCCGACGCACCGCCGCUUCCUCCGAAACAACAACAACAACAAUAACAACAAGUCGUCCACGGUGAAGAGUUGGACACGAGCGUCAGAGAACUUUUGUCUUUUUUUUUUGUCCUUCAUUCAAACGUUGAAGAAGCGGAGAACAUGCGUCAGGAGGUCGCGAGGAGACUCCAGCUGCUGCUCGUGCUCUGGUCGGUGCUCCUGCUCAGUUUGGGCUCGGGCUUCCCCACCAGACACAAGAGUGUCGCCCACAAGGGUCAUGGCCACGCUGUUCAUAACAGUGGGGUCCAGUAUGUCCCUGAGACUUUGGACCAGCAGAACCAGGUGCAGAGUCUGCUACCCGAGCCACACAGCCACCAGAGGAGGUGGUCGCACCCGCAACACCGCUCCGUUGGGGUUCUCCCACAGCCUGAGCCUGAGGAGGAGACCAAACCCUUCAUCCUGGAUCUCCAGAACUUUCCAGACCUGGCCAACGCUGACAUCAACUCACAGAACCCCAACAUACAGGUGACCAUUGAGGUUGUGGACGACCCUCAGAUGGAGGUAGAGAUGGACCUGGCCAAGGAAAAAGAAUGGCUGCCCUCCUCUUCCUCCUCCCCCUCUUCCACAGUAGAUUGGCUCGGCGGCAAGAAGCUUUUCUGGCCUCUUUUCUGGAGUUACACCGACGCCGAUUCUGGCGAGGACAGCAACAACCGGUCGGGCAUGGAGGAAACUGGCGAGGAAGAGGAGGAGGAAGACUAUUCGCUGGAUUAUGGCAGCGAGGAACCCUUACCCAGCGGAGUGGGCGGAGACUGGGACACUCAUUGGAAUGAGGGCUGGGAUCCAAUGCAGAGCUACUAUGAAAAGGAGACGGAUGAAUGGACUUCCUGGUCUCCCUGUUCGGUGACGUGUGGACACGGUGAGAGGAAGAGGACGAAGUCUUGUGGAUACUCCUGCACUCUGACAGAAGCCUCUAGGUGUGACCAGGAGCCCUGCCCCGGUGAUGUCAACACUGUGCCAGAACCUUUUCCUUUCGAGAUGGAGAAUGGCACCGAGCCAUUUGGAACAGAUGUGGACAGCUGUGAGAAGUGGCUCAACUGCAAGAGUGACUUCCUACAGAGGUACCUCCACCAGAUGCUGUCCGAGCUGCCCGGCUGCCCCUGCUCCUACCCCUCUGAAGUAGGAUACACCGUCGUCAGUGUCUAUGACGAGACUCAUGGCCGGCAGUUCCGCUGGCGUGAUGCCAGUGGCCAGAAGGAGCGCCUGGACAUCUACAAGCCGUCAGCGCGUAGCUGCAUCCGCUCAGCGCUUUCUGGUGACUUGUCCACUCUGGCAGCGCAGCACUGUUGUUAUGACGAACGCGGGCGCUUGAUCACGCGGGGUAAAGGCGCAGGCACGCCGAACCUGAUUAGCACUGAGUUCUCACCCGAGCUACACUUCAAGGUGGACGUGCUGCCUUGGAUCCUGUGCAAGGGAGACUGGAGUCGCUUCCAUGCGGUGCGUCCACCCAACAAUGGGCAGAGCUGCCCAGCAAACCCCCAUGAAGACGUGUUCAUGAACGAACUAGAAGAGGCCAGGGAGUACUGAGGGACCACAGCCAAAUGUACAACUUCACUCAGAGAGUCAGAGGGCCCAAUCCUAAUUUGAACGGAGGCUGUCUACCUUGAAAGUCACGAAAAUAUUACAUCUAAACCAUGCAUCAGCCACUCAUCAUGCAUUGAUGACUCAGAGGAAAUGCACUUUUGUGAUUGGCAGAUGUGUGGGGUUUAGAAAUGACGGUGAAGUGUGGCUGUCUCAAGUUAGGAUUUGGCACCGUGUCCUGACAACAGGCUCAACUGAACCGAACUGAAUUACAUGAAUGGAAAAAAAUGCAGUGUUCUCCCAUUGCUUGCCAACCAUUUACACAUCUGGCAUGACAUCAAGCUCUGUUUCAUUUUAUUCACUGCACUCUCCUGGGUGCGUGUGAGCGUGAUGUCUACCUACUGGCUUCUUUGACGGUGUCCUGGAGCGCUUGUGAUUGACCAUAGCAACACAUGGUAAACAUCCUGAUCAUGCUUUUUGGAAGUUUUACCUUAGGAAAUGUAUGACUCCAUUUACACCUGGCAGUAAGAGUCUCAUGACCAGAUUUCUAUCGAGAUACCAUUUGAAUGUGAUGACAUUUACACCUGGUAUUAAUGUGUGACUCCAGUGUCACUGAUGCUACAUUCACAAAUGCAUCGACUCCGCUACAGAUAAGCCUGGCAUCCUCACUAGUCAAGAGUUUCAGAGCCACUAAAACAGAGAUGUUUGGAAACAAUGCAGCCGUGUUUAAGUUUGCAAACUCCUCAGCUGUGUUUUAGUAUGGACGAGCAGUAAAAAAGACAAUGACGUAAACACUCACAACUGACGGCUGAUUUGUUUUUUUUACUCAUGACAUAACGUCUGCUGAUUCAUCAGGUUCUUAUCACAUGACCCCCUUUUGGAAGGGGCAUUAGCCUCAGCUAGCCGUGUAGAACGCAGCAUGGAUAGUCAAUUAUAAGCAUUGCGGACCCUGUUGUCUUUGCUAACAGCUGUUGUGAAUUUAGAAUCUGAGACAAGCUACUUUUUUAGUAAUCUGCAUCAGUUCCUCUGUCCAGUGAGACGCACACUCCUUCUCGUUAACUCUAGCAUGUGCAUGCCCAGUUGUACGUGAGUGGUCACGUAUAUAUACAUGUGACGUGGCCUGAGAUCUGACUGAGCUUUAAUGACUCCAUCCAACUCACGUUACAUCCGCUAAACAUUGUCCCAAAGAAAACAAUGAUCUAAAAAUGAGUUGACGAA